GCCACAAAGCGGACGUGAUUAAACAGGUAAAUUAUCAUCACGUGACUCUAACGGCAUUCUGCAGGUGUGUUUAACAGUAAAUACUAUUAUUUUGAUCUCACAGGUAAACAGGUAUUACUAACGUUACUUGUGUUAUUUGUUAAGACGUUUGCACCCGUGUAGUAAUAUACUAUUAUAUUAUACUACAACUGUCACCUAUCGAUUGCAGUCUUACAGUGUUUAGUAUCUGUGGUAUUUCGCUGUCGUGUUGAAUCCUAUAGCGUAAAAGGCUCCUUUUGUGUAUGUGUCGUAUUGCCCGGCAACAAGCAAGCGGACGCCUAAUCAAUGGUGUCGAUAUUGUGAGUUGGGCCGCGAUUGACACAACCAGCAGUGAGGAUUUGUACAGCUCCAUUUAAAUAGUUCUUGUCACGAAAACGAAAACAAAAACAAAAAAAUGUCUUAUGUCGUUCCGCGAUACCGUUCGUCCAUCGUGCGAACAGGGAAGAUACCUGUGGUGGAACACCCCUCCUCCAGGGCGUGGAAGACGGAGGAGCUGUCCAUAUGCGGGACCCCACCCCCAUUCCUGCGACGAGAGAACACGUUGGGCGGUUACCCCACCCACCAUCACGACCCUGGGUAUCACCGGACGUUAGACGUGCGAUAUACCGUUGACGACGAUACACCUCGACUACUGCAGUAUCCUCCAGAAUAUUUACAGAAACCAGGUAGACCAAGGGUCAAAUUUCAAGAUACACAUUACACGAAAGGUUCUUCAGAUCUUGAGCUGAUAGGUGUGAUUCAAGACAAACUAACCAAUGGUUACCAUGGUCUCAAGCACAUGUUCCGAUCCAACGAUCCGUCAGGACAAGGGAAAGUAUCCAGGGAUGCACUACUGAAGAUUUUCUACAAUCUCUUCGGCUACAUAACAAGAGAACAGUUUGAAAAUAUUCUUAGAAGACUUGGAUUGGAGAGACUGCAAUCGAUUUCCUUUGACAGAUUUAUCAGCUGCUUUAAGGACAAUGAGGUUGUACAACGGGAAGCGGUGAAACCACUCAAGCAUAUAACCAUCUUGGAAAACAUCCAACCGAUGUACUGUACCCCGGCAUAUGCAGCGAACGCCUUGAGAGAAAAACUUCACACUGGAAUAGUAGACAUCCAUGACAUCUUACCAGAAUCCUGUUUCCUACCAAACGGCUACGUCGUUCCACCACAACUGAGGGAAGCACUAGCACAAAUUGGUGUUCGACUUUGCAAUGAUGAUUUCCCGAAAGUGUGGCUUAAGUUCGAUCGACAAAAUAUUGGUGCAUUGCAAACCUCGCAGCUGUUUCGCGAACUGGAUCUGGACUACACAGGUCAGCCAAAGGUUGUCUCUGUGUCUCUGAGGAAGGACACGACAACUCCCAAUUCCACCACUCGACACCGCUCCGAGGUGGUGACGUCGCGGACCGACUGGGUGGACAAAUACACCCACGACCCGCACAACGGCAACGUCAAUCUACAGAGAACCAAGACCACCGUCAACCAAACCGAGAAAAAAGUCGAGACAACCGAGUCGACGGAACUCCCGGCUGGUACCGCAGUGCUGGAUCCAAAGAUGCGAUAUCUCGAGAUUGGCCAUAAGAGCAAGCCGAAGUUGGACAACGUCGUAGACGAGUUGCAUUAUAAGAUUACCAGCUAUCUUGAAGAGUUUGAAAAUGCAUACCAUGCCCUCCUGUCAGCGUUCAAGUUGUUCGACUCGAUGGGUGACGGGUACAUCGCACGGGUUGACUUCAGACAAGUUCUCCGCCAGUUUGGAUUCAACAUCGCCGCCGUGGAUCUGGAACACUUCCUGUUACGAGCUGGUCUCACGUGCAUCCAAGGUCAGGUGAGCUAUCGGGACUUCUUACACAAGUAUCAGAGUCGCAGCGACAACAGUCUUACAGCGCAGGUCAUGUCCAACAGGGACCAAUGUGUGCGGAAAAAUGGUUACCCAGCAGAAACUCUGUCAGCAGUGGAGCUGGAGGCCAGGGUUGUAGAUUAUCUUCACUCUGACUUCAUCACCCUUUUCAACCAGUUCAGGAUGCUGGAUAAGAACAACAUAGGUGUCGUGUCACAGUUUGACUUCAGAAACGCCUUGGAGAGAGCCACAGGCUGCCAGAUCUCGGAAGUCCAGUGGGAUCAGCUCAAGAUGGACCUUGGUCUAGGAGCUAGUGGCGCUCUCAUCAACUACCAGACAUUUUUACAGCGUUUCGACACUGAGCCCGGUUCAUGGAACACGCGACAUGAGGGGGCGUACAACAUGCCCCGAUACCCCAACGUCUUCACGCCGCCGCCACAGUUAGACAUCCUGAGGGAGCGAGCGAAGACGUGUUACCCUCGCGUCAUGGACUCCAAUAAGACCAACGCUGACGGCACGAGGGCACUGCCAGAGUUGGAGAGGCAGGUGCACGAACUGUUGUCAAGACGAGCUGAUGCUUUUGAAAAGCAAUUCCAGGAGAUGGACAGAAAAGUUACAGGGCGAAUGACAAAGUGGCAGUUUGGAGCACUACUUAAAAUAGCUGGGUUGUCUCUGUCGACGCGGGAACUGGAUCAGUUGUGGAACUCGAUGCCAGUGGAAGCAGAUAACAUGUUCUCCUACAACGGACUCCUUCAGCAUUUCAACUUGGGACACAGAUCGCUACACUCUCCUACUCACAGGGAUAUCUCUUCUGGCAAGUCGGAGACACAAAGAAGAGUACAACAGGAAAAGAAAGACAAGGAAAAGCAGGUCGAACUGGAACGAAUAGCCAGACGUGCGGAGAUGGAAAGACUGCACAAGGAAAAACAAACCGACCAGGCUGCGAAGCGAGCCGAGAGGGAACGAAGAGUCGACGAGAAAAGAGGAUCCAAAUGUGCCACGCCCUUCGACACGGCCAGAAUGGACGAAAUGGCAAACGCCAAGCUUAAUGUGCUUUAUCAGCAGAAAAUAACCUGUCUGUUACAGAAAAUAAAGCCACAGGUGAUGAACCAAAGAGACUACCUCAAGACUUACUUCCAGACUCGAGACAGAAUGGGAUUCUCUCAUAUCAGUGUCGAUGAAAUGAAGGGGGUCAUGGACAGACUUUAUUUUAAUCUUUUGGAAGAUGAGAAAUGGGAAGUGUGUCGACAGUUUGAUCUCAACGGCAAUGGAAGAUUUCACUACGGCAAAUUCAUGGAUGCGUUCAAUGGAAUUCCAAUGUCAUGUGAAUCUGUGAACCAGUCUAAUAAAUUAAACCAAUCACUGCAGAGAAAGCACAAUUACGCCAUUACUGUAAGCUACGCCAAAUGCACCAUGCAAGAGAAGCUUUUAACUGAGUGGAAAAAUCUACGCAGAGCAUUCAAGAAAUACGACAAAAACAACGACGGCCUUCUCGACUUGCCCGAUUUGAAGAAAGUCCUACGGCAGUGCAAGAUCCCCUUUAAUGACGAAGACCUCUACCACAUCCUCUCGGAGUUCGACGCCAACAUGGAUGGGAAGAUCUCCUAUGAUGAAUUUCUCAAGACAUUACUCACCAGUUAGAACAAACGACGGUGGUUUCAAACAUCGGACCAAAUGACUCUGUUAAAGGCACAGACCCUGUUUUAGCCCAUUAAAAAAUGGACACUAAGUUUAGAUAAUUUACAAACCUGUCACUCAUUUGGAUAAUGUUACAACAGAAUGAAAGAAGAGUCUGUGACGUUAAAACAGGAUAUAUCCUUAAAAAUAAACUAGAACUCGAUUCAAUAAACCGCUACUUCUCAGACGCACGUGCGUUUUUCAAAAUAUGAAAAAUGCUAUUUUUUUUGGUAUUAGAAACAUAAUUCCUAUACGGAAAUGGAUAUCUAAAGAAUAAAAUAUAAGUAAUGUUUGAUUUCAGUGAUCAUAAAGGCUCUAAUAGUGAAAAAUAUGCAUCAGUGUUUAUAAACUAGGGUAUGUCCCUUUAACAGAAAUUCUAUUGAAAUUAGCUCUACUGGUUCACAGGUAAUAGUUAUAAACCAGAGGAGUCGAUUUUAAUCCGAUUGUGUUAAAAGUUGUAAUUUUCGACCAAAUGAUAUCCAAGUGAAGACCUUUUUAUAAUAAGAAUCAGUACACAUCAUGCAUGGCGGAAGCAAGUAGACAUUGAGGAGGAGAGUGACUGAAAUCGAGGGCGCAAAGUUUCUAGGGGGUUCGGGGGUAUUCUCCCCCGUAAUAUUUUGAAAACUAGAUGUCCUGAAAUGCAAUUUCCUGCAUUCUACAAGUAAAGUGCAUCUCUGCCUUAAAUGUACUACCAGUAAUAUUUUUUAUUUGAAAUUAUUAGGGGACUAGAGCCCUUUGCCCCUGCUCCGCCGUGCCUGCAUACCGAAACUGGCGGACACACCAGUUUUACGACUCCCAGAAAUGAAUAGAUACUUCUUCAAAACAAACAAACAAAACAGUGAUCAAUUGUAGCUUAUACUAACCUGGCCAACGUAUACGGUAAUUCAAUAUCGUAAACGUAUGCUCUAAAGCUUUUAACUCGCUCUCUGACGAUUUUGGGGUUUUUUAAUUUUGUAAUGAGUAGUGAAAAUUAAAUUGCAAUAAAUAUAGACGCAUAUUGAUAUUUAGUUUUUGAAGUCAGAAAAUCCCAUAUUUAAUGAUAGUAAAAAAAAUCCCAUUUUAAUAAUAGUCAGAAAAUCCCAUGUUAAUAAUAGUCAGAAAAUCCUAUGUUACAGUGCCUCUGCCAUAACUGAUAGUUAAUAGCUUUCUUUCUUCUAUAUUAAUUUAUUGUACCUUAUGUAUAUCCCGUCUUUGUGACAAAAUGGUUUUUGUGAUAAUUUUUGUGAUUGUGUAACAGUCAAUAAUUAAUUUGCAAGAUGAUGUCAACACGAAUGUGCUAUGGCAGGCAUAUUGUGUGAAAAAUGCAGUUUUGUUUUGUCAACUACAUUAAUUCUUUUUUGUUAGCGUAGGGCUAUUAAUAGCCCACUAAGAUCUGUAUUGACGAAAACAUUUUGGCUAAGAAUUACACUGUCAAAUACGAUUGUCUGUAUUUCCUCAACAAAACCCAUGAAUGCAGGACGUUGUCAGCACAUAUUAGUAAAUGGUACUUUCAAAAAUAAGUUUAAUACUUACCUUCAAUUGUUUGUAUUAAAACAGUUAAUUAGCCAACAAUAAAAUAAUCACACAUUAACAUUUCAAUACCAAUUAUGUUUUAAACACCAUUGUUGCCUGUUGAUUGCACAUUUCUGUGCUAUGAUUUUGUUUAUGAAAACGACAAAAUAAUUUAAAUUACAUUUUAUAAUAAUCUGAUGACUAAUAUUUACUGAUUAAAGUUUUAUAUACAAUUAUUCUCUUUUAUAGGUUUGUAGGUUUUUGUAUAUGUAUUUUAUUUAUAUACAUAUAACAUACUGGAUGUUAUGUUUUACAAUAUAGCAGCCAUGUUUAUUAUUGUUUACACUGGUUAUUUAACAUAUUUUAUAGUAUAGACUUUGUAUAUACAUAAUAUAUGUAUAGUUGUAUUAAUAUUCUGUCAGGGACUGUUAUCUGUGAUAUCCUUAUUAAAUUAGUCAUUAAAUUUUGCUCUUUCUUGGUAUGUCUGUCUGUAUAUCUGUGUGUGUAUAUAUAAUAUGUCUGACUCUAUUGUCAGUGUCUUUCCAUGCCUUCAGGAAAUGUAUGGGUGCUAGGUUCAUUCCAAUAAAUCAUAUACAGUCGAACCUGUAUAUAACGGUCACUCAAGGGACCUCGCAAAAGUGGCCGUUAUGCAUAGGUAGCUGUUAUAUACAGGUAAAGGAAAAACAUAUAAAAUAAUUUACUGUAAAAGCCCCAAUAACUUGGUGUGGAUAUUCAGUGACCCCCCUAACCAGAAGCAAUCAUAAAAAAAAAAUCUAUUGCAAUUUGUUCUAGGUUAAGCCAUUUUUGACAUAUUUCUACUGGACUAUAUCUGUCAGUGUUGACGAGUCGAAUAUUUAUGUAAGUUUAAUGCAAGCCUUACUUCAACCAAUAACAAGUCGACUUGUAAUUUAAAUGACCACCAUAUCAUAAGACGUAAAUACGAGUAAUGAUGCACUGGAGCAUGUAUCUGUUUUGUUUCAACUUAAGUGAAAUAAUAACUUUAUAUUGUGAUGGUGCAGGUCAAUACAUGUAUAUAUAACCGUUAUGGCAAGUUCAACUGUCCAUUUUUGUAAAAAAAAUAAUGGUCACUGUAAUUUUGUGGCCAUUAAAGCAGGUUCAACCAUUAAUUUUGGUCCCAAAAUAGUGGCCGUUGGCCGCACGGAACAGGUGGCUGUUAUAUACAGGUAAAAUAAAGAAGGAAAUGUAUUGGGCUGGAUUUAUGGUGGCCGUUAUGGUCAGGUGACCGUUACAUACAGGAGGCCGUUAUACCAGUCUCGACUAGUUUAAACCAAACACCUACAGUAUGUGUAUUUGAUGAGCGUUUGUAAAGAUCAGACCAACCUACACAGGUAUUUUAGUAUACAGUUCACUUUUCGUAUGGUUCUGGAGAAAACAAAAUCAAUGCUAAUUUCCAACAUUGGUUAAUUAUAGUGUGACAAAUAUACCGAGUUACGGGGUUACAUAACCUAGUUCAGAUAAUAAUAUCAGUCUUAAUAUAAAAGCUGUUAGCAAGUUCAAUGACAUUUUAUAUAUAUAUGUAUAUAUAUAUAAAAAAAAAAAUGUUUUAUUUAACGACGCACUCAACACAUUUUAUUUACGGUUAUAUGGCGUCAGACAUAUGGUUAAGGACCACACAGAUUUU
Molecule: messenger RNA, 6665 nt
Organism: Gigantopelta aegis
Lineage: Eukaryota; Metazoa; Mollusca; Gastropoda; Neomphalida; Peltospiridae
Product: EF-hand calcium-binding domain-containing protein 6-like
Exons: 23
Coding region: 434-3496 (1020 amino acids)
Cellular component (GO): nucleoplasm
Molecular function (GO): calcium ion binding
Source: RefSeq, a predicted model, not a curated record